AUGGAAACUGAGUCAGAUUUGGAUCCAGAACAGCAACACAUGAUGGAAUCUGGCUUUUCACGGAUGCAAAUUGAUCCUAGAAGGUCUCGGUUUCCGUGCUCCAUUGUAUGGUCACCACUUCCGGUGAUUUCUUGGUUCAUUCCUUUCAUUGGUCACAUUGGAAUCUGCAGAGAGGAUGGGGUCAUUUUGGAUUUUGCAGGUCCUAAUUUUGUUUGCGUUGAUAAUUUUGCAUUUGGAGCUGCUACUCGCUAUCUCCAAAUACCUAAAGAUAAGUGUUGCAUCCCUUUAGGCCAGUCUGCUUAUAAGAGUGAGGAACACUACACGCAGGACGAAGCUGGAGGUGAGUUGAGGACCUGGGACGAUGCUCUACUGAAAAGCACUCAAGAAUUCCAACACCGAUCUUACAGUCUCUUUACAUGCAACUGCCACUCCUUUGUUGCCCAUAAUUUGAACAGGCUCAGCUACCUGUCAAACAGAUGGAAUGUCGUUAACCUUGCAAUUUUCAUUUUACUCAACGGACGCUGGGUCAACAAAACAUCUAUGCUGCGAACGAUUUUACCAUUUGUGGUUGUAUUUUUUCUUGGAGUCACAUUGGGAGGUUUCACUUUCUUAAAAUUUUGGUUCUUAUUCACUUCGGUUCUAAUUGGCUGGUUCCUUCUCGGCACAUAUUGUUUUAAGAAUCUGAUUCAGUUGUAG
Lathyrus sativus (Indian pea) is the source of this 696-nucleotide messenger RNA. NCBI's taxonomy places the organism in Eukaryota, Viridiplantae, Streptophyta, Magnoliopsida, Fabales, Fabaceae. The record is from the annotation of a GenBank genome assembly.